AGCAGAGCACCCCGUGUGACAAGCAGUGAAUACAGUGUGUCUGUCACUGUCUAGUCUCGGAAUCCCAGCUCCCCCGCCCGCCCGGCCCGGGCUCACAGGCUCCUCCUCUACCCCCAGCUCCGGCCUCCAGCUUCCUCUCCCGGCUCGGGCCUAGCUCAUUCCUUCCAUGUCUCCAUAGCCGUCCUCUCUGCGGCCUGCUCUCUUGUCCGGAGCCGGAGUUUGACUCAGCCCCUGCUGCCCGCCCCCCUCCCCAGGCCGGGGCUCCCGAAGUCUGUCGGUCAUGGAGUGAGCUGGAAAGAUGGCGGGCAGUGGAGAGAGCCGUUUAAUAGAAGCGCUGGAUAGAGUGCAGUCCAAGAAAGAUGGAGGCUUUAAGAAUAGCUGGACAUAUGACAAUUCAGAAGAAAAUGAAAUUGACGUUGAAAAAGACGAGGCGAAACUGCUCACUGUAGAGGAAAACGAUGGUGUUGACUUUCCUGAACACAGGUCCAGGCAUUUCCGGACUCUUGGAGACUCCGUUAGAACAUAUGAGAGGAGGGGAGGAACAUUGCAUCCGCGACAACUACGAGGCAAUGCAAUUGGAGCCAACAUGUUGGGAGCAAGCAAGAAACUUGUAGAAAAUGUUCAAAACUUUGCUUAUAGUCCUGGAACAAGAGUGCAAGGAAGAAUAUUUCAUCACACGAGCAUCCAGCAGUCAUCUGUAAAAACUGCUGCUCAAAGCGUUCUGGACAGAAGGGAAAGGAAGGAAUAUCCACCACAUGUUCCAAAGGUAGAAAUUGAUGCUAGCAGAGUGCCCCCCUUUCAAAGAUCAGCCAACUUGCAAGAUGGAAGGUGUGACUCUGAUAUGGAGUUUGAGUCUGAAGUAAAGCGAAAAGUGCAACAGAAACGUCGUAGCAGUUCACAUGAAACUGAUUUAUUGAUACAUCAAUCAGCGCAAAAAUGCUUAGGCCACAGAGAGGAUUUGGAACACUCACAAAAUUGCACAUCCUGUGUGAAAGAGAAUAAAACAAAGGCAAAAUGCCCAAGCUGUAAAGAUUCACAAAGACUUUGCAAAUCAGCUGCAUCUAUGGCAGAAUCGUCUUUACUGUCAAGGCCAUCUAUCCAUCAACAUACAUCCGGAGAAAAGUCUAUAAACGCUGGAUUAAGUGCUAAGAAUUUUUACAGCUCUGCUGCUAACAUCAGGCCUCAAAUUGACAUUAUUUUGAAAAAUGAUUCUGUGAGGGUUACGCAGUGCACACCAAAUGGCAAAAUUGGACUUUCUGCAGAUUUAAAUACAGCCAAAGGUACGAGAAUGAUAAAGCUAAGGGGUGCAAGAUCAUCAGAACCAAGUGACCCAAUUGUAUUGUCUAGUGACGACGAAGACAAUGCCAGUACUGGAAGUACAAACCGUAUUGAGAGCAUCUCUCCGAGACCUGCUGAUUCAGCUUGUUCCUCUCCUGCUCCGUCAUCUGGGAAAGUAGAGGCAGCACUGAAGGAAAAUAGUUUCCUAUUGGAGAAUACAUUUUCUAAUACACCAUCUGUACCUGAUCCUAGCAUCAUAAUACCGAGAAAAGCAAAAAUGAAAGAUGAGUUUGGCAAUUCGGUCACAGAAAUAUCUGUUAAACGACGCAAAUAUUCUCCAUUAGAGAUUCAGUUUGAGUCAACACCAGUAACGUGUGAAAGUUUUAUCCUGUGCUGCCGAAAUGUACGAAUAGGAACAUUUUGCAGUGUUGUGGAAGAGCCUGUAGUGUUUUGUCUUGACUUCAUAAAGAUACGUCUAGAAGCUCUUCCUGGUGCUACAGAAGGGCAGGAAAUACAUUUAAAAGCAUCAGAUCUUACUAAAAGUGAAUGGUGCAGUGCUCGGAAACUCCCUGUAGUAUUUUUUCAAACUAUCCCUGCUACUUGUCAAAGUUUGCGAUCCCAUCUCAAAAUGAGUAGAGAUAAUGGCACUGGAUGGUAUGACUGUAGAUCUCCAAAUGUAGAUGAGCAGUAUAUUGUUUUAAUCUUUGAAGAUGCAUUGAAACCAAAAGAAAACAAUGUUCUUGAAGAUAUUCUGAAUGGUAUUGGUAUCAGGAAUAACCUCUCAAGAUUUCUUGUUAAAAUUCAAUUUGAAGAGGCCAACGGGAGGCUUGUUGCCUUCACAAAAAACAGCGAAGAAAUGACGUCGCUUCAAAAGGACAAUCUAAACAAAAGUGCUGUUUCUGAAACGCGGAUGAAAUUGCGUAGUGCAAAUUUGCAGUUCUACACUGGUGACGAAGAUGAAGUUGGAGAUACACAUACAGUCUUUGUCGGCCCGAUAGAAAAAUUAAUCGUUUAUCCACCUCCACCGGCUAAAGGUGGGAUAUCGGUCACCAAUGAAGAUCUCCAUUGUCUAAAUGAAGGGGAAUUUUUAAAUGAUGUAAUUAUAGAUUUCUACUUGAAGUAUUUGAUCCUUGAGAAACUACAGAAAGAUGCAGAUAGAAUACAUAUUUUCAGUUCCUUUUUCUAUAAGCGACUCAAUCAAAGGGAGAGAAGGAAUCUCCAAGACACUGCAAACCUAACAUUACAGCAAAGGAGGCAUGGAAGAGUGAAAACAUGGACUCGGCAUGUUGAUAUUUUUCAGAAAGACUUCAUUUUUGUUCCGCUUAACGAAGCUGCCCAUUGGUUUCUAGCAGUCAUAUGUUUCCCUGGAUUAGAAAAAGCAGAUCAUAUUGAUAAUCCUUACUACCAAGGACCCAUGACCACUUCUUCCUCUGCGUCCAUGGUAUCUGGGGAGAACAGCAGCUACUCUUCGAAUGAAAGUAAUUCAGAAACUUAUCUGCAAGCCAAUUCUUCCAAAUCAACCCCAAAGAAAACACCCAGCAAAAAGUCCACAAGCACAUCUCAUGACGUAAGCACAGGGACUGAUGAAAGUGACACUUCAGAACAUAGACGAAGUCCAUGUGUGGGAAGGCACAAUGUUAGAAAAAGUGAUCAAGGAUCUGGCAUUUCCCAGAAACAUAUUUACCAAGAAACACACUCGAAUACAAAAAAUGUAAAUGGAAUCACAAGUGAAAGUAAAAAUUCACUGAAGCAUGCAGAUGGUUUGCACAGAAUACAAAUAAGCUAUAGUGAGCCGCCAGAUGACCUGAAGAAAACAGCAGAAGAAUUCAUAGAUUCUGAUGAUCAAGAUAAUCUGGAUGAAAGCAGUGAUGAUGGAGACCUUGCAGAUGAAAAUUGUACUUCAGAAGCAGGGAAGUGGCAUCUGAAACCCACAUUCUGCAAGCAACCCUGUAUAUUGCUGAUGGACUCACUGAGAGGGCCUUCUCGCUCCACAGUAGUUAAGACACUACGAGAAUACCUUGAGGUAGAAUGGGAAGUCAGGAAAGGAAACAAAAGAAGUUUUUCCAAAGAUGUAAUGAAAGGUUCUAACCCCAGAGUUCCUCAGCAGAACAACUUCAGUGACUGUGGAGUAUACAUACUGCAGUAUGUGGAGAGCUUUUUUGAAAAUCCUAUCCUAAGUUUUGAUCUACCAAUGAAUUUGACUGACUGGUUUCCGCAACAAAGAAUGAAAACAAAGCGAGAAGAAAUUAGGAACCUUAUCCUUGCUUUACACGAACAACAAAACAAAGGACAGAAGGACCUUAACACAACACAGCCUGCUCCACAGGAGCGAACAGAACAGUUUAUCAGUAGUGGCUCAGACUGAAAUGUUUCAUCCGUUGCAUGCUACUCUACCAUCAAACAAUAAACCUGACGUCUGUUGCCUAUUUCGCAACCUACAGCGAGUGUCUGAAUCACUCAAAGCUCACAGAGCUGUUUGUGAAUGUCAACACUAGUGCAAAUGUUCGAAAAGGAUUAUUGUCCAAGCAGAUAUGUUAGGAAAAAAAUGUUCUGUAAAUAUAGUAAUGAGAUCAUUUCUUUUCAGUAUUUAUAAUGUCCACCCUCUUCCCUUUUUUAUUACCUGAUUCAUUAGGAGAGUUUAUGUAUUUCCCUUAACAGUACCUAAGUAACAAAAGUAUACAUCAAAUAAAAAUGUUAUUUAUAGGAUCACACGUUAAUGUGUAUAGUUAUUAAGUUAUGUGCUGCUUCCUUGGCACAUUCAACUUUCAUUUUCUUUUAUUUCUUUUAAUCCGUCCUUUUUUUUUUUUUUUUAUUCUUUAUGAAACUUUCUUUCACAGGAAAGCAUGUGUAACAGUCCUAGGUGUUGCUGAGACUUUUUACAUAAGAUUUUCUGAAUUGGCCUUUGGAAACUAAUUUUGGUGGACAAAGAGAUAUGGAUAAGGGAGUGCACUAAAGCUUAUUAAUAGGUAAAAGGGUUAUUUAAAUUAAAGUGCUUUGUUAUUCCCAGAGUUAGUGUACACAAGCAAAUACAUGCUGUUAUAAGUCCAUUUAAUUUUGUUGCUUUGUAUCAGUACACUAGUCUAUGUAAUUUAACUAUUUAUUUUGUAAGCAACCUCAUUGGAUGAGCAAUAGAUACAUUGGUACAAUGCAACAUAUCAGUCCUGGUAGCUUCUAUGCCAUGCUGGUACUAGAAAUCGGCCAACAUUUUUGAUAAAACUAGGACCAAAGCGGAUUAAGCAGAGUAGUAUCUAGUGUUUAUCUUUAGGAAAAUGCCACACAUGCACAAAAUUUCAAAUUGUAUACAAAAUAGACAUGUUUAAAAGUUGUUUUUUUAAAUUGACCAUUCUUGAGUACUGGGUAAAAUUGAAUUGAAAUAAUAGUUUGCAUACCCAAUAAUAUACUCACGGACACACAAUAUUAGUUCUUUGAUGUAGCCAAAUACUACUUUUUGUAUUUACAAAGCCUAGAAGGAUCUGAACAUACAGUUGAUCCAAUGGAAACAUGGGAUUUUUUGAAAAUUGUGCAAGAGCCCAAGGAAAAGAUGAUCAGAUGUUUAUGUUAACUUCUCUUUCAAUGUUUCUACUAUCACUGUUUUGCAUGUGACAGGCUCAUGGGUCUGCAAACUGGGAAACGUAUAAGUACACUCAAUGCAAGUGCUGAAAGAGGACUAUGCACUCUGCUGGACAUUUCAUUAUACCGCUAAAUAUGAAAGAUGUCUGUUUGUAAUCUUUGUGUGUUUUAUUUAUAUCUGUCUCUGAUGCACAAUAGAAUGUUUCUCUCAGUGCCUUGCAUCUGCUGUGUCAUCUAACAAGCCUAAAACACUGCCAGCUGUGUCACAUUCUCAUACAAAAAGAAAGUCUUAUAAAAAAGUGCUAAAAGUGCAGUCAUUUAUUCCUGUUCUGUAAAUAUUUAGACUGGUGAUGCGUACCAAUUGUAGCAGAAGUACUCGUUUGAUAUGUACAUUAAUUUCCACAGUUGGGUAGGGCAGUACACUUCUUUUGCUGUUUGUUUUGCUUCCAAUAUGGAAUGUGCAACAAAAUUAAGAUUAUAUAGAUUGCUCUUAGCAGAAAGUCAUGUUUCAGCUUUUCCUCCCCUUUCUUUUCUUUUCACAAUCUGUCAGGUCAAAAGAAUUUGAGAAAGAAAAAAAAAAAAACUAUUUAAGUUGUCUUUCAAUAAAUUAACUUCAAGAGCCUUUUUUUAACAUGUCUUUUAAGCUAUUGAGAAAUUAACAUACAUUUAGGAACAUGGUAAAUCUAACUUUAAAAUCAUAUUUUGGUGUUUACCGUUUGUGUUCUCAUAAUGUGCAAUAGAAACAAUGUUGUAAAGCCAAUGAAGAACCAGAGCUAUUUAGUGAAUUAACAUUUAGCCUAUGUAGCCUCGAUCAUCAUCUUUUUAGGCAAUGUUUCUGUCUUAUGUUAGACCACCAUUUAUUAUACAGGUUCUUGCAUUACUCCCAGGUCACAGAAAGUGCUGAUGUACAGCUAUAUUGGCACUAACGCGUUCUACUUGGUUGUAUUAACUGCUUCACAGGAAAAAUACUUUUGACAAUGAACAAGGAGAAAACACAAAAGUGUGUAUGAUCUUUGCACUAAUAUGCGCAAUAAAUGCCAAAAUAUACUUUUUAAGGUUUUUUUCACAUUAUGUUAAUACUCUUCUAUCUAGAGAACUGUGACUAUUCGGCUACAUACCCAUUAUUUAUUUUGAGUGUGUGAACAUCUUUUAAUACACAAUGGGAGCUAGUACUGCUCCAGAUCUCAGUUUCAUGAUUGAUGUUUGAAGUAGUUAUUUUUUUUUUUCCCUACCUUGUGGUUUAGGUCUGUGCUAGGCUGAUUCUUUAGAUAACAUAUUUAUUAUUUUUGAAAUAAAAAGAAUUGUUUAUAAAUA
Messenger RNA from Pelobates fuscus (common spadefoot toad), 6162 nucleotides. It is a transcript of the gene SENP6, whose product is annotated as SUMO specific peptidase 6. Gene Ontology annotation, cellular component: nucleus; cytoplasm. Gene Ontology annotation, molecular function: SUMO-specific endopeptidase activity. Gene Ontology annotation, biological process: regulation of spindle assembly; proteolysis; regulation of kinetochore assembly. Lineage: Eukaryota; Metazoa; Chordata; Amphibia; Anura; Pelobatidae. The coding region runs from base 299 to 3643 and encodes 1114 amino acids. The transcript is spliced from 24 exons. The record is from RefSeq and is a predicted model, not a curated record.